Messenger RNA from Triplophysa rosa, 3715 nucleotides. It is a transcript of the gene msl2b, whose product is annotated as MSL complex subunit 2b. The transcript has 2 exons. Gene Ontology annotation, cellular component: MSL complex. Bases 1085 to 2860 code for a protein of 591 amino acids. NCBI's taxonomy places the organism in Eukaryota, Metazoa, Chordata, Actinopteri, Cypriniformes, Nemacheilidae. The record is from RefSeq and is a predicted model, not a curated record. Gene Ontology annotation, molecular function: ubiquitin protein ligase activity.
GUGGACAGCAGCGCCGCCUCCUUGUUCUAAUGCGGAGAGGAAGGGAGGGGAAAGCCUUUUCAAAUACACAUACAUUUCAAAAUCGCAACAGAAUAUAGUAAAAUAUUUUUCUUCAAGCGAAUGGCUCGUGCAUUUAUGUCGUGGAUACUAAAUUUGUUUAUUCACCAGACGUAACGCUUUCUACGCCGCAGAACGAAAGGAAAACGGCAGGAUAAAUCCUAAAAGAAGAGAAGCGGCCUAUUUUUGUUCCUGACAUCCUGGAGGCGCAGCUCACACUGUCGGCCGGUGUACUUAACAUCAAACGGACGUCAAACUCGCGGCUUUUUCGUUACACGCGGCCCGCAAAAUAAUCCACAAGCACGCAUGGUGAAUUACCGGCGCACGAACUCCAACUGUUUGCGUGCAUUUGAAGGUUUGACACAGAAAAGCGGCCUGUUGUUCUUUUUGCGGCGGACAAUAACAGAGUGCUUGCGUUCAGAUCCACGCACGGUCGCCGCUGCGAUCUAACACAGAUCACAUAUAUGCACAGAGAUUAUAAGUAAACCUCAGGAAUAGCAUGGCAAACAAGGACUGCAUGCAUUCGGAAUGAGGCCGAGAGUGUAACGUUAAUCUGUGCUCUGUAUUUGAAUUUGGUGGUAAUCGGAGGCCCGGUGGGGUGAAGAGCGCCACCAGCGUGUUGUUGUUGAAUUUUAAACCGAAACUGUAUAACGGUUUUUAAUGGAGUAUCACUGAUCAGAUUUCGCAAAUGCGUCGUUGCGUUUGAUUCGGAUCGACGUGGACGAUCGUUUCUCCCCCAGCGAUGAUGAUGAUGAUUCGGCCGAAUUUCGUGCCGUGGAAGAGGAGCAAACGAUAAGAUGGAGUGGUUUUAACGAAUGCGAUGUGCAGAGACGAAUUGUGCGUGCUUGUGCGCCGAUAUCUGGUGAAUUCUCCUUUGCAUAAAGCAUUCCUUGCAUUGCAUUUCACAGUCGACGGAAUAUUGCAAGCCCGGGUUCGUCGGCAUUGAUGAUACGUGGGCUGCUGGCGGGACUGAAGCCUUUUCUUUUUUCCUCCCCGAACUGGAUCUGUCUAGCACGACGCUGCUGAGAUGAACCCGGUGAAUGCGACCACUCUCUACGUGUCAGCUUGUCGGUUGGUGCUGCAGUGCGAUCCCCGGGACCCCGAGGCUUUGACGGAAAUUUAUAAGCUCUUGCCUUUUUUUAGACAGUCUCUCGGCUGCCUUGUUUGUGGUAAUUUGCUCCAAGAUCCAAUAGCCCCAAACAACUCCUCGUGCCAGCACUACGUCUGUAAAUCAUGUAAAGGCAAAAAGAUGAUCAUGAAGCCGUCGUGCAGCUGGUGUAAAGACUACGAGCAGUUCGAAGAAAACAAGCAGCUAUGUAUCCUGGUGGACUGCUACAGAAAGCUCUGCAAGUACAUCGCACGCUCUCCUCUUGCCCAGCACAUUUCAGGCCCCGUGGGAGGGUCCUCAGACAUAGUGGCUCUGUUGAACGAGGGCCUCUCAUUGGACAACGGGGACGAGUCUCUCUCUCUGUUUUUACCAGACCAGUCCCCUACACCGUCGACAUCAGAAACGCUCCCCGAUGAGGGCCAGUCCCCUUCGACGGAGGAACAAGGCCUCAGUCCUCAAAGGAUCAACGGUCUUCAGGACUGUAACGGUUUGACCAAUGUAGAGGAGUUGACAGCAGGUUUACCUUCGCUAGGGACGAAUGAUCCAGACGUGGAGGACAGUCAGGUUGUGAAAGAGGAGAGUUUUACGAGCGAGAUCCCCGUGUGUGAGGCGGUGUCCGCCGAUGAGGAGCUUUGCACCAGCAGCAUGGACAUUUGCGAAUUUGGAGAGGAGGAUAUUAAGCAUGAUGGUGGAACUCUCCUCUUGAGCGUUGAGGAGGUACUCAGGACUCUGGAACCAGACAACGUAACCCAGGAUGAAUGUUCUGUUCUGUUACCGUCAACUCUCGAGCCUUCUGGAAACUCAAAUGGACCCUUCGCCUCCAUCGACAGCUCCACUCGGCAGCUUUCCUCGCUCCCGCGCGAUUCGCAAGAUAGUGUCGUGCCCCAGCACCCAACGUCUCAGCAUUUUGGAAUAUCCUGCUCUGCCGUGACGCCAAGAGGCCCACGGACCAACCGCAAGCGCUCGCGGUCGGAAAGCGAUAGCGAAAAGAUUCAACCCUUACCUAUUUCUACCUUCAUGCGGGGUCCCGAGCUGGGCGCCUCCGCCUCCGCCCCCGUCAAGUGUGAACCCAAAUCUCCCAUUCAAACUCUGCCUCACAUGGCGGCGGUGCCCAACGGUGGCAGCCUUCCCAAAGUGGCCAAGACGUUGCUGGUGCCCCCCAAACAUGUCAAAAAGACCCUCGACCAUCACGGGCCCAAAAAAUCAUGCACUAAGUCGAAACAGGGAGCUCCUAAAUCGAAGGAGAAGACGAAAGAGCGUAUCGUGAGUAACGCGCUCAUUCCCGGGAGCCCCACGAAAGUGGUUUAUAAGAAGGCGCAGGAGAAAAAGGGUUGCAAGUGUGGCAGGGCGACCCAAAACCCAAGUGUUCUUACAUGCCGCGGCCAACGGUGCCCCUGUUACUCCAACCGCAAAGCUUGUCUGGACUGCAUAUGCAGGGGCUGUCAAAACUCUUACAUGGCCAACGGUGAGAAGAAGCUGGAGGCCUUCGCGGUUCCAGAGAAAGCCCUCGAGCAGACGAGACUCACUCUGGGCAUCAACGUCACCAGCAUCGCUGUGCGGAACGCUACGGGCAGUGGGGCGGGCGGGAUGCUCAACGUCUCCGCGGCGGCCGGCUCACCCGUGGCCUCUUUUUUGGCUACAGGACCUCACGAAGACAAAGGAUUUGAUGAACCGUUGGACAUGAGAUAUGACUGAGCACCGGAAGUUAGUUUUUAACCAUAGCCCUGUGUUCCAAACCGAAGGGCUGGUGCCACCGGAGUUUGUGAUAAGGCAGCUAUUGUGAUUCUGUUUCAGUUCACAUUGUCAAUUAAACGAACUAUUGCUGAAGCUUGUGCCUCUAAAUCAUUUGUACUAGUUUUCGGUUCUUUUGCACACUGUUAGAAGAGGUGAAAGUGUUUGAUUUGGUAAAGUUGUUUUUACGGAGUAGUACAAGUGAUCUAUAUGGCACGAUCUUUGGCAAGAUAUUCCUGACCUCAUUGUUGCGGGUCACACUAUGUGCAUAUGUGGAAGAUUUUCAGAUUGGGGUUUGGGGACGAGACCUGGUGAAUUAAACGGUACCCUACAGCAUCAGUAGAGACUGGUUGUAUUUAUAAACGUUUUUUGUACACAGACUUCAAUUGAAAAGUACAUUUUAUGAUAUAUUUUGUAAGUUACAUUAACAACAUUUGCAGUAUUUAUUGGGUAUCACUUAACAUAGAUUAUGGUCCUCCCAGGGCAUCGGCUGUAUACAAUUUCUACAGAUGCAAGUCACACAAAUGCAGUAUGUACGGUUUCUGUCUAAGUUAUGUUGUCGUCCUGAUCGUGCUAGUUUUUGCUGUCUCGAAUUUUUUUUUUUCCUUGGGGCAUUUAAAAACAUGUAAUAAAAAUGUAACAUAUUUCCACAAAAAAAGAAAAAUCCUAACAUGACUCGUGUCUCUCAUUUCACAAAUGACUUGGGUAUAAAUGACCUGUUUGCAAGUGACAUCUGGUUGAGAUUCGGUAGGUCAUGUGACUGUAUAUCGAAACCUGAAUGCACAAAAACAGGAUCGCAAAAAAUCGAACAGUUGCUCC